Messenger RNA from Rosa chinensis, 1205 nucleotides. Its product is annotated as pto-interacting protein 1. Lineage: Eukaryota; Viridiplantae; Streptophyta; Magnoliopsida; Rosales; Rosaceae. Gene Ontology annotation, molecular function: ATP binding. The record is from RefSeq and is a predicted model, not a curated record. The coding region runs from base 427 to 999 and encodes 190 amino acids. The transcript is spliced from 5 exons.
ACUUUGAGGAGAGCGUCUGCUCUCCACCCCGGGUGGUUGUCCAACUGUCCUAUUAACAGUGCGUGGGUUUCACGCGGCGUUUGUCUAACGCUUGACCCAAAAAACAGUAAAACUGAUUUUAUUGCAGGGUCGCACAUGGCCAGCACGAGCGAUGCCCGUUCUCUCUCAUAUGCUUCGCCGCCAAAGAGCAGAUCAAAAUUGCCCACUCGAAUCUGAAACCUAGAGUCGGAUAUGAAACUCUUUUUUGGGUCUGAGAAGAUUAAAUCUCCAGUGGAAGUCCGUUGAUCGAUCUCCCAGCCAAGUAGAUCAAAUCUAUCGCAAUAAAGGGCUCGAGAGCUAAGUCAGAAUCAUUUGGUGGUUUUGCUCCGAGCAGCAAUCAAAAUCAAAGGGGAAGUGAGCUGCUUUAGCUAUUGUGAUGAAGAUGAUAUGCGUAAAGCAACUGACAAUGGAGGUGCUUACAUGAUGAAAAAUCCUGCAGGAAAUGAGGGAAGUCAUCAUGCCUCCGGUAAUGUGCCCAAGGGUGGUCAAGCGGCAAAGGUCAGGCCUAUUGAAGUUCCGCUUAUACAAGUAGAAGAGCUAAAGGAAAUUACAGAUAACUUUGGGACAAAUGCCUUGAUUGGGGAAGGAUCCUAUGGAAGAUUAUAUUAUGGGGUACUUAAAAGCAGGGAGCAUGCAGCAAUCAAGAAGCUAGAUGCCACCAAACAACCUGAUGAGGGAAUUCUCGUGUUCUUGCCCACGAGUUUGCAUCUAAUGGAUCUGUUCAUAAUAUUCUACAUGAUGGGACCUAUCUUGCAAACGACUGUAAAUUCAUUACACCUUCUCCGUCCCACAGAAAAAAUAUGUUCCUCCAUUCAAGGAUCCAUGCAGGUUUUGGUGACUGCAUAUUUGAUUUUCUUGUCCACUACUGCAAAACGUGAAAUUUGUAUACCUUUAUUCUAUUAUCAUUCAAAAUUUGGCUGCAAGUUCCACUAUGCUUUGGGUUUGAAAAAGAUGCAAUAGACCUUCCACCUGAGACCAUGACUCAAAAGAGAGAGCGGAGUGAGGAAAAUAGAGAUAUGAAAUGCAAGAAUCCGAGUUUCUUUUAGGUAGUAGAAGUCAUUGAUGUACUGCAAUUGAAACUUGAAACUGAUAAUUUCCUUCCAUUGAUGAUAUAUCGAACAAUGUACAAGUCAACAUUGUGAACUUACAAGAAGGGGCUCAUUCAA